AUGGAGCGACCAUCCUAAUAAAAGGCAGACUCUAAAAAAGAUGACGGUGGGCUUUUGUAUCACCAACUAAGAAAGCUUAUUAGCAUUGUGGAUGAACUAAGAGAUGUUGGCCUCCAACAGUACAUCAAUCUUCCCAGAAUCGCAGUGUUGGGAACACAAAGUUCCGGAAAAUCUUCUGUGCUCGAAUCCAUUGUUGGUUUAGAUUUCCUUCCCAGAGGAGAUGGAGUCGUCACAAGAAGACCUUUAGAGCUUAGAUUGAACCAUUAACUUGAUGAUGUAAAGCCAUGGGCAGUAUUUGAAGAGAUACCAGGCAAAAAAUUCUUUGAUUUCUAAGAAGUUAGAAAGAAUAUUGAGAUCCUGACUGACAAAGUCGCCGGUGCAAAGAAGGGUAUUGUCGACAAGCCAAUUAUCCUUAACAUCUUUUCUCACACCUGCCCAGAUUUGACCCUUAUCGAUCUUCCAGGUAUAACCAGAAUUCCGCUUGCAGGGUCUGAUCAACCAAACAAUAUUGAAUAAAUCACAAGAUCCAUGGCAAACAGAUACGUAUCAGAUCCAAGAACAAUUAUUCUUUGCGUUAUCCCAGCUAAUGCAGAUAUGACAACCUCCGAUGGUCUUCAAAUGGCCAGAGAAUUAGAUCCAAAAGGUCUUAGAACUUUGGGAGUUAUUACCAAGAUUGAUAUCAUGGACAAAGGAACCAACGCUAAAAGAAUGCUUUCAGGUUAGGAUGUCCCUCUCAGAUUAGGAUAUGUUGGAGUAAAGAACAGAUCCCAGCAAGAUAUUAUCGAUAACAUGAGUGUAAGAGAUGCCAUCGAGAGAGAAAAGCUUUAUUUCGCAACUCACCCAGUUUACUCAACUAUGCCAUAAAAUAUGCUUGGAACUGAUCUUCUAUCAUCUAAGCUUUCUAAAGUUAUGUUCACUCAUAUCAAGCACAAUCUCCCAGAAAUUACUAAGGAAAUUAGGGAAAAGGCAAAAGAAAUCGAAGAGAGACUUAGAGAUCUCGGUCCACCACUUCCAGCAGAAGGAAAUGAAAAAAUGCAUUUACUCUGGAAUAUGAUUACCGACUUCGUUACUAUCUACAAGAACACUAUUACCGGUAAAUUUGAUUCAAAGAGAUACGCAAGUUAGAACCCAGCCGGCAAGAAGGAACUCUCUGGAGGAGCUAAAAUUAAGCUACAUUUCUACGGAUUGUACAAGCAAUAUGUUGGUUUUAAUGCAACUAGUGAGUACACUGAUAUGGAUAUUGAGAAGGCUAUCAUGCUCCAUGAAGGUGACACCAUUCCAGGUUUCCCAUCUGUCGAUGUUUUCAUCUAUUUAAUCCAGCCACAACUCGAGAAGCUCAGAGAACCUGCUCUUGACCUUUUAUAAGAUGUUUAUCACAUGCUUGAAAAUAUGGCACAAGGCAUUGUUGACAGAAUCUUCUCCAGAUUCCCAUCUAUGAUCCCAGAAGUUAUGGAUAUUAUCACCACUGUAUUGUAAGACGAGAGAGAAAAAUGUAGAGGAAUCGUUGAAUCUAUCAUCGACAGUGAGUAAAACUAUUUAUUCACAAAUGAUUACGAUUAUCUCUAAAAUAGGACAGACAUUGUUCCUUAACAAGAGCAAUAGCAACCAUAAUAAAAUACUUAGAGCAGUAAUGGUGGCCAAAGUGUUGGAGGCUAAAUUGUUGGUGCAUUCAAAGGUAACUAAAAUGCUAGUCAAAGCAAGGGAAGCAAUUUAUUCGUUAAAGAAAUCAGAGCUAGGAUUGAUGCUUACUUCAAGAUUGUAGUAAGAAAUGUUAGAGAUAGCAUUCCAAAAGCUAUCGGCUACUUCUUGGUCAAAUCUUCUUAGGAGAGACUAUAAUUCGAGCUAUACGCCUAGAUUAACAAAAACGAAGUACUUAUUAAACAACUCGGAGAGCCAGAGAGAGUUGCAGAGGAGAGAAAAUCACUUAACGGAACACUAGAUACAUUGAAAAAAGCUAUCAAGGUUCUCCAAAGAGAUCCAGACAUUACAAAUACAGCAUUUGGGGAAGAUGAACUUGAAGAGCAAUUGAGAAUUGAAUCAAUGAGUAAGAGAAGAGAAGGAGAAAGAAGACCUCCUCCUAACAAUAACAGCGGUAAUGAUGGAGGCCAAGGAAACUGGUAACAAAUGGAUUCUAACAGAAACCCUCCUCCACAAAUGAACAACAACAACAACAGACCUCCUAGCAACAUGGGUGGACAAGGUGGACCAGGUGGACAAGGUAAUAUCCCACCAGGUGGACAGCCUUAGAACAGACCACCCGGACAGAUGCCUCCAGGAGGAAUGCCACCAUAAAACAGACCACCACCUCAAGGGAUGCCACAACAAAAUCAAAAUAAUUUAGGUAAUCUCUUUGGCGAAGACCCACUUAAAGGUGGACCUCAGAGAAGAUAGUGA
Stylonychia lemnae is the source of this 2394-nucleotide messenger RNA. The record is from the annotation of a GenBank genome assembly. NCBI's taxonomy places the organism in Eukaryota, Ciliophora, Spirotrichea, Sporadotrichida, Oxytrichidae.